Drosophila teissieri is the source of this 1202-nucleotide messenger RNA. RefSeq names its product ADP-ribosylation factor-like protein 6-interacting protein 6. The record is from RefSeq and is a predicted model, not a curated record. Lineage: Eukaryota; Metazoa; Arthropoda; Insecta; Diptera; Drosophilidae. The transcript is spliced from 3 exons. Bases 190 to 813 code for a protein of 207 amino acids.
ACUAGUUCCAAUUGCAUUUUGUGCGUUGUUUUUCUUUUCGGGGGUGUGACGUUUUUAUUGUUGUUUUCGUGCUAUUGUGAGAUAAACCAAACAAUUGUCGGGUUAAAUACGCACUGAUAGGUGCUUCGGGGCGCAGUUCGAACACUGUAAGCCGAUUCCAAACAAAGCUUGCGCCGGCAAAACAUCAAAAUGCAGGUGGAUCCAACCGACGUCGGUUGUGACGUCACGCUUCGCCAGCAUGAGAAAUACAAAAGCAAUGGGAUUUUCUCGGCGGCAGUCAGAAGUAAAAAAAUCGGGCAACCGAACGGACCGAAAUACACCUCCACGCCGAAGACCUCUCAUCCGAAACUUGAGCACUACGUGGGCGUAGCUGAACCCACGAAAAAGGGGCAAGUGGGCGUGGUGACCGCCCUCGAUCCGCUGAUCAAAAAGGUGGCCCUUCUCUUUGGGAUUCUUAUCAUUGGCUACAAAAGCGUCAUCCUAACCAUGCCAUACAUCACGGGCGAUUCCAUCCAGGUGUUGAGCCACCAGGUGCAGAGUAGGUGGAACGAGACCUUGGUGUGGGCCACCAGGCACCAGCUGGGCUCCAGGCUGAGUCCCCUGCUGUGUGGCCUUCUCGUGGCCGCUUUCGCGUACGGAAUCGUGUACUUGGACAGCGCGGUGCCCGGCGUCAAUCCGCCCUCGCCCUUUUCGCCGCGUUCCAAGAAACGUUUCCGCGAGGAGAAGACCGCCUCGCUGCACUUGGGCUACUUGUGCGCCCUGUUCUGCGGAUUUCUGGUCACGGUGUUCAUGUACUUUGAUUUGUACUCGUAGAACUGGAACCCAUUUCCUUCCAAUUAGUUAAAUAAGUUCACCAGUAUUAGAGUUUAUACGCCUACUUUGGAAAUUGUAUUUAUUGUAGUCCUUGUAACUGUGCAAUGCUCCUGGAGAGAAUCGUCAGGGGGCAUUUGGAAGCUAACUUAGUUCCUAGGUAUAUCAAUUAUAAGUUACUUACAAACUCCAUAAAUUAUUCAUGAUUUGUAAACUACAAAAGUACAAAAUGAAACAUUUCACUGUUGAUUAGAGGCCAGGAUCGAAGAGCUUAAGCUAGCAUAAACCUUAUGGAAAGUACACUAUCGCCUGGCCUAAAAAUCUCAAGAAAACUGUAUAUUACCAUAUUCUUAAAAAAAUAAAUUACUUGCGCACAGUGUUUUGCAAUAGAA